UCUUUUGUCAUUUUUCUCUCCACCUCUCAACAAAAUUCACAAUACAAACAACCUACUUUGUCCCUAACAUUAACCAGCCCUAACCCAAAAUUUCAAAACCCUUUUGCUUCUUUAUUCCUUCUUCUUUCUAACUUCCAUUUUUUAAUCCUCUGACAAGAGAAUCAACCUCUAGUUUCUGGUUAAAAUAUAUUAGCAACGGUCUAUUCUCACAUGGCGCCGAUUAAACUUUUUCAAAACUGACAUCACCUCCCCCACCAUCCCUCCACUGAUUACUCACCUUAAAUACCAGCUUUGAUUACAGUUUCUCUUCAUUUUCUUCAAUGGGUAAUUGUUCCUUCAAAGGGGCAAGUACUGGGGUAGGACCUAAGUUCUGCAUCCGGCUUCUUACAGAUUCAGGGGAUAUUGUAGUGCUAAACACACCUAGAUUGGCUAAAGAUGUGGUUGAUGAGUAUCCAGGAUACGGUAUUUUCAAACAAGGCCAUGCAUCAUCUCCGGUGUCAAGCGAAGAACGUCUAGUUAAUGACCAAUUUUAUUAUCUGCUUCCGCUAGAGGCGUUGGCUGAGAGUGAAAAAGGAAAGAGUGUGAAGCAAGGCGAAGAACGAAGAGUGCCGUUGGUGGAGAAAUUGGCGAAUGGAGAAGGAAUUCGAGUAUUGCCCUCACAAAAGAAGGGAGUUUGGAAAGUGAAGCUGAUGAUCAAUACUAAACAGUUGGAGGAGAUAUUAGCGGAGGAAGGGAAUACAGAGGCAUUGAUAGAGAAAAUGAGGAUGGCGGCAGCAGCAACUGCUACUUCCAACCCUAAGCGAACCAAGGCAUCUUGCCUCUAUUACCCUUGAUUUUGAAUAAUUUCAUUACUGCUUCUCUGCUCUUUUUUUUUUUCUUCUUUUCUUCUUUUUCUUCUUUUCUUCUUUUUCUUUUCUGGUCGGAGUCUAUGAACUAUAUCAAGGGAAUAACUUUCUCCCUCCUGUACUACUCUUUAGUUUUAACCUAAGUUAACUGAUUCA
This is a messenger RNA of Carica papaya (papaya), 1001 nucleotides long. RefSeq lists its product as uncharacterized. NCBI's taxonomy places the organism in Eukaryota, Viridiplantae, Streptophyta, Magnoliopsida, Brassicales, Caricaceae. The record is from RefSeq and is a predicted model, not a curated record.